This is a messenger RNA of Chenopodium quinoa (quinoa), 1793 nucleotides long. RefSeq names its product 2-oxoglutarate-dependent dioxygenase DAO-like. The record is from RefSeq and is a predicted model, not a curated record. The transcript is spliced from 2 exons. Bases 196 to 1479 code for a protein of 427 amino acids. NCBI's taxonomy places the organism in Eukaryota, Viridiplantae, Streptophyta, Magnoliopsida, Caryophyllales, Amaranthaceae.
AUCUAUAAUCCCUUAAUUAUUUUAUGAUAAGAUAGGUAUUUUAUUUUAUGCAAUGUAUUCCACGUAAGUAAUAACUACAACUAGUAUAAACACCUUGAAUACUUGACACCAUAAUCACCAUUCUUUCUACUCCUCUAUACCAAAGAAAAACAUCCUCCUACAUUCAUAGUUUUUAUACUCUAUCAUCAAUCAAAAAUGGCAAGCUCAUCUUCUACUCAACAUAUUCCACGUCAUCUCCUCAACCACCUUUACGGCGGCGGACCCACACCCACACCCACCUCAGCACCACCACCAACACCCUCAACCCUACAACCACCAUCUCUCUCCUCCACGUCAGACUCCGCCGCAGCUGACACCCUCUCUCGCCUUCUCCACCGCCUCCCUCCUAACCUCUCUCUCCCCACUCGUCUAUCUCCACGUGGCACUGCCAAGUCGUCAUCAUCAUCACCACAACAACAACCUCUCCCUACACUUUCUCUCUCCUCCACAUCAUUUAGUAGUAGUCGUAGUUCGUUUGAACUCGGCUACUUCCAACUCACCCACCACUCUAUCACCCCUCAACUCGCGGAGUCCGCUGAGUCGGACUCGCGUUCACUCUUCGAGCUACCACUCGACAUUAAACUUAGCUCCUUCCCUGAUGAAUGGCCUCUCGGCUUCAACAACGACAACGACGAUGAUGAAGAUGAUGAUCAUAAAACGGGGUCGUUUUGCUUGGAUGGAGAAUGCUCUAGUACUUAUAAUACCGAGUUAAGUUUAGCAAGUUUGAGAGAGCUGACCCGUGAGUUGGAGAAGGUGGGGUUGGAGGUGGUGGAGAAGGUGGCUAGUGCAGUUGGGCUUCAGAACCCGUUUAGAGGUGGUGAAGAGGUGGGCCACAAGCCCAAACAAUAUAGUACGUUGAUGUGGGUAUCAUCAACAAGAUCGUACGGUGAGAAAGGGAGGGAGGUGUACCCGUAUGUGGUGGGGUUGCAGUACCAGAUUAGAGCAAGGAAGUUGGAUUUGUUGUCGGAUUCUGGUUCGGUCAUUGUGGAGCCGAUGGUUGGGUCUGUAUUGGUUACGCUUGGUGACAUUGCUCAGGUUUGGAGCAAUGGAAAGCUAAAGAAAGUGAGAGGAAGACCGGCUCCGGUUUUGGAUGAUGCAAACUCAAGCUUGCCUUGCAUAUCAAUGACAGUGCUACUCACCCUUCCUCUUGAGAGCACUGUCUCACCCUUUUUGAACAUCUUUAACAAGUCCAUGGACCACAACAACCGCGAAAAGGAAACAUUAGAACCAGAAGAUGAAGAUAAUAAGGAAGGUGACAACAGUGAUAAUGAUCUUCUAAGCAUUGAGCCUAGUAUUAGUACCAACCAUGGUAAUAUUAAUGAUGGUAAAGAGGAUCGGAGGGUAUUUAACUCAUUUUCUUUCGAGGAUUAUGCUUGGAGAGUUUACCAUGAACGACUUCACUUUAAAGACCCUCUUGAUAGAUAUCGCGUUAUUGAUUGAUUCGGCCUACAUUGUUCUUGGAUCUACCUUGCAUUUGCAUGUUUUUUUUUUUUUACUAUACAAUUCGGAUUUAUUUUUUGUUCUUUUGAUGGAAAUAGGUACUACAGGAAGGCCUUGCUCUGUUUUUCUUUGGGAAAAUUGGUUGUUUGAUGAUUCCAUAUGGUACUACUUGUACCAAUAUGAGAUGAAUUUGAAGUAUAAGCAUUUAGAAGCUGUUUUUUGCAAGUGUUUUUUUUUUUGGUGACAAAACCAAAUAGAUAUUGUAUUAAUAUUAGCUAUUGUGUUCAUAUAUGUUUGUCUUUGGCUUGUAUGAA